Choloepus didactylus (southern two-toed sloth) is the source of this 1400-nucleotide messenger RNA. Its product is annotated as spermatogenesis-associated protein 21-like. Gene Ontology annotation, molecular function: calcium ion binding. The transcript has 10 exons. The record is from RefSeq and is a predicted model, not a curated record. The coding region runs from base 1 to 1359 and encodes 452 amino acids. Lineage: Eukaryota; Metazoa; Chordata; Mammalia; Pilosa; Megalonychidae.
AUGGGGGAUCCCGGACAGCAUGGCACCCUCGGGGGAGAGCACCUCCUGAGGGUGGGGCUGGCCAGCAGUCGGCAGAAGACCAAGAAACUCCCGUCGACACAGAGAAAGUGCAGGCCUUCACAGAAGCCUCGAAGACUCCCGUCAUCAGUUCGAGGGGAGGAGCAGGCGGGAAGGACGCAGAAGGGGACGCUGCAGCUGCACACUGCCCUGCUGACCCAGAGGGACCCCACAGCAGCCAUCACAGCCCCAGGGGCGGAGCAGGCCGUGAGGGGGGCAAGGGCACGCAAGGGCUCUGUGGCUACCCCUACCCAUGCAGCACGAUCAGGCCCAGGCACUAGGUCUCAGAGCCUGACAGACAACAACCUAUUGCCCCUGGCACCCCGGCAACUGACAGCCUUCCAGGAUGUCUUCAAACUGUUCAGCUCCAGCCCGAAAGGCACUGUGGACACGCACAGCCUGAAAGUUGCUCUGUGCAACGUGGGCAUCCAGCUGAGCCCACAGGAGAUGUGUGAGGCUCUGAGGCAGGCAGACUUGGAUGGUGAUGGAACCGUGAACUUCAAGGACUUCCUGGGUGUCCUCACUGACAAUCACUGCUUUGCUCAGUGUAUGGGCCUGUUGAGGAACAGCCGGAUCAGGGACCCCCAGGGCCUGCAGACCCUGUUCUUGGAGAUACUGUUCAAGCUUCUGGGCCAGGGCUCUGUGCCCUCGACCGUAGUGCAGGAGGUGAUGAGCUACUACUUCAAGAAGCAGCAGGCUCUGCGGCUGGGCACAGGCUGGAGGGGCCGGGCCCGCGGCCACGUGCGCCCCUGGCGAGCCCGCGCGGGCCUCCCCAUCUUCAGCCAGGCCGCGCGCCUCAGCGGCCUCAGCAACGGCGAGCUGGCGCGGUCGCUGCACAACCUGCACAGAGCGGGUACGUGCAGUCCCUACUCUCAGAUACCGAACCUGCCUCUGCGGCUGCGGCCCGAACGCAGCACCCGGAACCCGGCCACGCGUCCGGACGUCCGACUCUCCAAGCCGGGGCCGCCCUGCUGCCCCAGGAGCCCACCCGCCCAGGCCCGGCUCCGCCCAGGUGAAAGCCGGGAGGCGGAGCAUCAGGGGGCGGGGCAUCAGGAGGCUUAUGGCUGGGGCGGGGCAGCCGGCGUGGAGGCGGGGCACCGAGGCAGGGGAGGGGCGGGUGGGUAUAGACGCAGAGGAGACACGGGGGGCGAGAUCCGCGGGGAGCAGUUCGUGAACCAGCCACGAGAGUGCAUGCGCCCCUUGAAGCUCGCUGCCUCCCCGCCAGCUCUGGUGCAAAAGCAGCGCUCCUCCCCGGCGUCGGCCUGCCUGAGGACCCCUGCUGUGAAGCGCUUAUACAAGUAAAGCGUUUGCUGAGCGAAUGGAGACUGCGCUGUGGUCGGGGU